AUGGACGAGCCCCCCGAGGUAGCUUGUAAUAUUAUAAUAGAAAAUAGAUUUUCUAAACUGGACGAGUCCAGUGUAGAUACAGAUGUGGAUCAACGGAAUGAUCGAAAAAGAAUGCGAGUAGAUAGUUUUCAGAACAAAGUAGACCGUGUAGAUACUGCAACUGUUAAUACCCAACAGCACCCAUCACCUCCAUCAGACGUUUCUCAGUCCAUAAAAAAUCCUACAGGCCGAACGUUUUAUGAGGCCUAUGACAUAGGGCCAUUCGUAGUUCAUGCGCAAAAAGUUUCUUUAGAUACGGACAUCCCCUCCCUACACCCCGUCCAAUUUGGGUAUUUCCUCAAGAAAAAUUCUUUUAAAAACAUAAUUAAUGGUAGCAUCAAAAGGAUAGGCAGAAACAGAAUUUCCCUAUCAUUCUCUGACCACAAAUGUGCAAACGAAUUUAUUAAUAACCCUUGCCUGGCAAGAAAUAAUUACAAAGCUUUAAUUCCCUCAUUUAAUGUGACCCGAAUGGGCCUGGUGCGAGGCGUUCCCGCGGAAUGGUCUCCCGAAGAGAUAUUAGACAACAUCUCUCUGCCUGUAGGCAGCGGAGGAAUUAUAAAAAUUAGACGACUUAAUUAUAAAGUACGUAACAGCAGCCCUCCUGAGUGGAAGCCAUCACAGACUAUUGUAAUAACUUUCGAUGGUCAAACCCUUCCUAAACAUGUAUUUGUCUGCUACAAUGCCCUGCCCGUGGAACUUUACGCAUACCCCACUAUUCAGUGCUAUUCUUGUUGCCGAUUUGGUCAUACUAAGUCUAAUUGUAACUCUCGGCCCCGCUGUUACAAGUGUGGCCAAGACCAUACUGGGGACACAUGCAACAUACAAGAUGAUGCCGCGACUUGCUGCCUAUGUUCUGGUCUACACUUUGCUACAAACAGAAAGUGUCCAGAAUAUGAACGGCAGACUAAAAUUAAAUUGUAUAUGGCUCAGAGAUGUGUAUCUUAUGCAGAAGCAAAUAAAGUGUAUGAUCCAGUUUCUAAAUCUUUUGCUGAUAUAGUUAAGUUUUCAAACAUCCAGAAUACUCCUAAUUCUCCUGUCCCACAUGUAUCGCCUUCCUCUCCCUCGAUUCCGUCGUAUAGUAGAUCUUAUAAGAAAACAAUAUUUGCUAAACCAACAUCCCCCAAACUAAAACGACUGGGGUAUAACAAAACAGAACACUUCAAUUUGAUAAAGGACUACGACGCUCCAGCUCCUUCUAACGGGGUCGCUUUAAUAAACAGUAACGUUAACAAUAAUGACAUAAUCUCUGAUUUAAUCCAACUUUUGACUGAAAUUAAAUCCAAUUCUAACUCUGACAACAACGUAACCGAACAACGCCGCCAAACGAUUGCUUCCUUAACUCAAUUAAAAUCCUCUUAUGCGUCACGAACGCGAACAAAUAAUCCAGUGGAAUUGCAGAAGCGCUAUCUGCAAUAA
Messenger RNA from Pieris macdunnoughi, 1455 nucleotides. Lineage: Eukaryota; Metazoa; Arthropoda; Insecta; Lepidoptera; Pieridae. The record is from the annotation of a GenBank genome assembly.